This is a messenger RNA of Neospora caninum, 1176 nucleotides long. Its product is annotated as putative pantoate--beta-alanine ligase. Gene Ontology annotation, molecular function: pantoate-beta-alanine ligase activity. Lineage: Eukaryota; Apicomplexa; Conoidasida; Eucoccidiorida; Sarcocystidae. The annotation marks the transcript as partial. The record is from RefSeq and is a predicted model, not a curated record. Gene Ontology annotation, biological process: pantothenate biosynthetic process. The transcript is spliced from 2 exons.
AUGGAAACUCACACGCUGGCGCAGUUGGGGCGGGAUACUCUCCCCGCGUUCUCUGCGGAGUUCCUGCCGUCGUCCAGUGCGUUUUUCCCCUUUCGCGCAACAGCGCCGCCGCCGCGGGACAGGCGCGAGAUUCUCGUGGUUCACUCUCCACAAGAACUCGUCGCCUACCGGAAUGCUCGUCCACGGGUCCAACUCCCCGUCGUCGCCGUUCGCGCGGCUGGCCGAACGGAGGGCGGCGCGGCGGCGGCAGAUUCGACGGGCGCGUCAGCCUCUGAGUCAGGAACAGGCGCGGGCGACUCUGUCGACGCUCUGACCCACGCACAUGUUGACAGGUCGUCGAUGUUCUCUCGACGCCGCCGCAUAUCUCUGGUUCCCACGAUGGGCGGUCUCCACGAGGGUCAUCUGCAUCUGAUCCGCGGCGCCGCCUGCACAGGCGACGAGGUCUGGGUGACGAUCUUCGUGAACGCUUUGCAGUUCCACUCCGCCAAGGAUUUCCUGACGUACCCCGCGUCCAUCGACGACGACAUGAAGCUUCUGUCGCAGGUCCGAGUCGACCUCGUGUUCAUUCCCUCGCACUCGAGCCUCUAUCCGCUCGACUCUCGGCCGCACCUGAUUGCGGGGAGCGAAGAGCUCUACACCGUGCCGAGGGGCCGGGACAACGGCGACGCUCGCGCGAACGGUCUGCCGAACGCGACCGACAAAGAAGCCGACCGCGUGGUGCGGUCGCCAGUGAGCGGGUUCAAACUCGAGAGACUCGACACACACGCAGGCGAACGGGACGCGCUCGGCCCGACACCCGCCGCCUCCUGGAUUCCUCCGCAGCGGCUGUUCCGCAUGCGCGUCGAUUUUGAGGGCAUUGAGGAGGUGGAGGGCGAAGGCCGACGCCGCUCCGGCUUCCUUCGAGGAAUCGGCACUGUGGUGACCCAGUUGUUCACCUUGAUUCGGCCGACCUACGCGCAUUUUGGAUUCAAGGAUUUUCAGCAGGUUGCCUGCGUGAAGCGCCUGAUCUGUGGAAUGGGUCUAGAUGCACUUCUGCUCGCGCACAACACGUGGCGAGACUCCGACGGCAUGGCGGCGUCGAGCCGCAACCGCCGCAUGACCGAAGAGGACCGAAAAAAGGCGCGGAAAUCCUUCCUUCUUUUGCAGCACGUAAGUCGUGAACGCAGAGCAAAUCCG